UUAACCCAGAAAGGUUCAGUGUAGUGUCGUAUUUCAUUAAAACUAAACAAUAACCGUUUUCGCGUGUAACAGUGCCCUUUUUUGUGCAGAAUGGCUGGAAAAGGUGACGGUGAAGGCGAAGGAAAUGUUCUAAAGUUGGAAAAUCAAAUUCUUAUCAUCAAAUAUGUGAUUCUAUUCACGAACAUCAUUGAAUGGAUGAUCGGAGCCAGCAUAUUUGCCUUGUGCCUUUGGAUGAGAUUCGAUCCUGGAAUUGGAACCAUUUUGGAUAAACUGGAUGCCGACACGUUCUAUGAUGGUAUUUACGUGCUAAUUGUGGCGUCAAUUAUUAUAAUGAUCGUGGCCUUUGUGGGAUGUGUGUCCGCUCUGCAAGAAAGUGGGAUUGCCCUACUGGUGUACAUUGGGACCCAAGUACUCGGCUUUAUAUUUGGAUUGGCCGGUUCAGCUGUUCUCCUAGAUAAUAGCGCCAGAGACUCCCAUUUCCAGCCGAGGAUCCGGGAAAGUAUGCGACGUCUUAUCAUAAAUGCCCAUCAUGAGGAAUCACGAAAGUCCCUUGCCGAGAUUCAGGAAGGAAUCGCCUGCUGCGGUGCUGACGGUGCAAGCGAUUACUUGUCCUUGAAGCAACCACUUCCCAACGAGUGCAGGGACACCGUCACGGGAAAUCCUUUCUACCACGGAUGCGUCGACGAGCUCACAUGGUUCUUCGAACAGAAGUGCGCCUGGGUUGCCGGACUUGCCAUGACCGUGUGCUUCUUCCACGUCAUAAAUAUCGUCCUGGCGACAAUCCUGAAGUCCGCUCUAGAAAAAGAGGAAGAACAAUCCGAAGCGUACAGAAAAUAAUUUCUAAUUUGUAGUAAACGCAAAAACGAGAUAAAUGUACCGAAAGGUAUUUUUCAUUUUCAGGGGUAAAUAUUUUCAUGACAUUGAUGCUUUAAUUAAUCAUUCUGUAUUUUUUCGCAGUAUUUUGUUUUGCCGUACAUUUUGCGUUUACUGUAACGAUCGUUAAGCAGAAUUCUUUUGUACUUAGUUAGCUAGCUAUAAGCAUUUUUUAUUCAUUAUUAUAUGUGUAUGUUAAUAGAUAAUUUAGGCCAGAAAAGAACAUGUAUUUUAUAAGGAUGUUAUAUUGAGCAUGUGUAUAACACGUAAUAAAUAAUAAAUUGGUUUUGAUGCUA
Zophobas morio is the source of this 1169-nucleotide messenger RNA. Its product is annotated as tetraspanin-2A. Lineage: Eukaryota; Metazoa; Arthropoda; Insecta; Coleoptera; Tenebrionidae. The record is from RefSeq and is a predicted model, not a curated record. Bases 91 to 837 code for a protein of 248 amino acids. The transcript has 5 exons. Gene Ontology annotation, cellular component: plasma membrane.